This is a messenger RNA of Penaeus chinensis, 555 nucleotides long. RefSeq lists its product as uncharacterized. The transcript has 2 exons. NCBI's taxonomy places the organism in Eukaryota, Metazoa, Arthropoda, Malacostraca, Decapoda, Penaeidae. The record is from RefSeq and is a predicted model, not a curated record. The annotation marks the transcript as partial.
AUGGUGAGCAGAGAAUCUCCAACAAUAAUUGCCAAAACAACUACUCCCCUGGAGAAGGAUCAGGGGUCAGCCACCCUAUCAAAAGGAUCGCUAGGCCGUGCUUUCGCAGUCCGUGCUCGUACUGAGAGUCCGGAUCAAGCCAGCAUUUGCCCUUGGGCUCUACACGUGGUUUCUGUCCACGCUGAGCUGACCUUGGGACAUCUGCGUUAUCGUUUGACAGAUGUACCGCCCCAGUCAAACUCCCCAUCUGGCUCUGUCCUCGGAACGGGUCGCGACGCGCGCCGCGAGCGGCGGCGACGACCGCCCCCGCGCGGAGAAGCCCCUUUCGCCCCCCGGGGAGGCGGCCGCUCUUGUUCAUGUCACUUGCAGUCUAAAAUCGGUAGAGGCAUAGGGAAGACGGGCAGGAGGAGGGCGCGGCUAAGCCCCGGGGGGCCGCCGGCCCGCUCGCAUGCCCGAACCCCGUCACGCCUCCCGCUCCCGCAUCACCGAGUAAGUAGAGAGACGACCAGAGUAGUGGUAUUUCAUCGUCGGGCGCGUGAGCGCCCUCCCACUUAU